Messenger RNA from Tachysurus fulvidraco (yellow catfish), 1180 nucleotides. It is a transcript of the gene scnm1, whose product is annotated as sodium channel modifier 1. Gene Ontology annotation, biological process: RNA splicing. The transcript has 8 exons. NCBI's taxonomy places the organism in Eukaryota, Metazoa, Chordata, Actinopteri, Siluriformes, Bagridae. Gene Ontology annotation, cellular component: nucleus. The record is from RefSeq and is a predicted model, not a curated record. Bases 92 to 859 code for a protein of 255 amino acids.
UGGCGCCCUGUUGUCUCUAAGAACCACCCUCAUGUCCCAUAAUUCCUUUUAACAAACAGGAAGUGCUUCGCUAGCCGAAUUAGCUUUAAACAUGUCUUUUAAACGAGAAGGUAAUGACAGUAGUCAACUAAAUGUCUUGAAGAAACGACGUGUUGCGGACUUGUUGGCAAACUACAUUCCCGAGGACGAAGCUACGUUGAUGAAAAAUGGAAGGUAUAGCUGUUUGGUGUGUUCACAACGCCCUGUUUUUGACACAGUCGAUAUGCUGACAGUGCACAGAAAAGGGAAGCGGCAUCUCGAAGGUCUUAAAUGGUUUUAUGGCAAAAAAGCUCGGCUAAAAAAUGAAAUUGAUAAGAGGCGACAUCAAGAAUAUGUUAAUGAAGAAGAUGAUCGGCAGGUAAAUGUAACAGGCAGCUCUGCUCCAUUACUAACACAGACACGAAAGAUAGCGCACCAUGCCUUGCUGAGAAAGACACCGUAUAACAGCUGUCAUAAAAAGGCCAGUGAAAGAUGUGAAAACCCAGUAACUGCAGACUGCAGCAGAAACUACAGUGUUGACCAGAACAUUAUCCCCACAGCUAAGAGCCAAAUCCACAUGGAUACCACACCUGUUCCUGCAGAUGCAAGUCAGCACCGGAUUGAGACACAAAUGAAAGAAAAAAAAAGGAAAGCCGCCAACCCUGCUGCGUCUGAGCCUGUCACAGAGCAGAGACGCAAAGAACUAGAACACUACCUUAAAUUAAAGAGCAACGGUUGGAUACAGGACCCCAGUGGGAAAUGGGUAAAAGAUGAAAAUGUAGAGUUUGACUCAGAUGAGGAAGAACCGCUUCCACCACUUCCUACAAAUGGUACUUCAUAGGGUAUGUUGUGAAGUUCGGGUCAAACAUCAUGCUUUCUGGACUUCUAUCUUCUUCCUCAAAAAGACUUGCUUUUUUGUCUUAAAGCUACAAAAUCAGACAAUGCAAAAAAAACAAUGCAAAAAAAAAAUGGACUGCAUAAGGAACUGCUGAUCAGUGAGGAAGUCACAAAGCUGAGUUGUUUUUUUUUCUGUUUUUUUUUUUUCUUUUUUCUUUUUUUCCCACAACAUGUCAAGAAUGUGUCUUGGCGUCUUGCUAAAAAGAACCACAUUUUUAACUUAAUAAAACAGAGAAAACUGAGACUAAAGGAAAGCAUGACUUGA